GGGGAGGGACUACAAGAAGUCUUUGCUUAUGUGUGUCCAUGGGUGCCCUGCACAUUAUCCACCUUCUCCAGGUGUCUUGGGGUUUGUUCCUCCUCAAAGCAGGAGAUGUGAUCCUGAGUUCAUGAGUGAGGGCACACAGAGGAAGCGGGAAGUGAACUUGAACUGGUGAUGGUGUUGUUCCAUGGCAGGGAGUCCGUGCCUCUGCCAUCACCAGGACAUCCAGUCCUGUUUCCAUGUGUGUCUGUGCUUCUCUCCCACUCACAAUCCCUGUUUUCUGGGGUUCCCUGGCUGCCACAUCGAGCACAGGGAGGUGUUUGUCAAAACUCUUUCUGUAGUAAGUGAACAGAGCAGGGGAAAUGUGAGAAUCCAGUCUGUGCCCCACUGCCUUUAGAGAAAGAGUCUCUUGGGAAGCUGCUCUCCUUGGCUUCAUCCCUGCUCCUCAUCCUCACUCCCUGUGGGUGCUGCUGGCUGAGUUGCCUGCCUGCCUUCUUCCCUGUGCUCCUGAGUGCUUGGGCAGGAGAGGCCAGGGCUCCGAGGGGUGCAGUCCUUUCUGCUUUGGUUCUUUUUUGGUUGCCACUGCUGUCCCUGUGGGUGACAGGGAGCCCUCUCCUGCCUUUGUCCAGCAAUGCUCUGCUCUGCUCCUGCCCCCAGACCCGCCCUCCUACCUGGCUGCCAGGUGAACCAGCCUCUGGGAGUUGAUCUGUUGUUUCUCUGCAGAGAAAGGAAAGGAAAAGUUUGGUUUGCAAGCUGAAAAGUAAAACGGAAACCCUGGGUCUGAAGAUGUUUAAUUUUCCCUGGGGAGGGAAAGGAAGAGCAGAGCAAGAGCAUAAACAGCAGCAGCUGAUGUCCCCAUGGCACGACAGCUCGGAGAGCAGCUGUGGGAAAGCCCCACAUGUGGCUCCCUUCUGCUUCUGUGGGCAGGAAACCUUCCACAGAAGGGCUCCUGUGUCCCUUUUGGGGGGCUGGCUGUUGUCCUUGCCAAGGUGCUUGGCAUUGCAAGGACAAACACUGUCCCUGUUGUAGAAGUUUGGGGAAACUGAGGCCAAAGGGCAAGAAGUGCCUGUUGUCAUGUGGACCAGACACCCCACAUCUGGCUGGGAAAGGUCUCCCCAAAAUGCCAAAUCCCACUGGGAUGGACAAAGUGCUGCCAGCUCACCUGGGAGAAGGUUUUGCCUGAUUCCUUCCACACCAGGGCAAAGCUACAGAGCCCCAAAGCCAAACCAGUCCUCCCGCAUAUUCCACGGGAUAAAUUGUCCUGGAAGGGAUUAGAUUAGUGGAUUAAGGGAAGUGCCUUGCAGCUGGGACUGUUACCUGCAAAGCUGUGGGGAACAUCUUGCUGGCAUUAAAAAGACAAUAAUAAUAAUAAUAGUAAUGCCACGUCCUAAAUCUCUGCUGGGUGUUGUGAAACAGCAGAUCGGUGAGGGAAGGUUUUAACACCAGGAUGGGGCUUUGGGCCAAGCUCAGGUGUGAGCCCAGAGCUGGGCUUUGUGUCUGGGCAGGUUUUGGGGCAGCACUGAGCGAGCUGGGGGUUCUCAGGGGUGGUGCUGGCAGGCUGUGUUUGCUCUGGGUGAGGGGCCCGGGCGCAGGAGUGGUUUGGUGCUGAGAACACACCUGUUAUCAGCAGGCAGGGAGGGCCCUGAAACCAAAGCUGUGUCUGUCCCAGCUCGGUUCCACCUCUGCUUGCCUGCAAACUACUUAAGUAGCUUUUCCUGAAUGCUGCAGUUCCCGGGCUGGGCGCUGCAGGGAUCACCUGCCACCGUGGGGAGGAGCCCACAGCAUGUGAGCGGCAGGGGAAGCCUGGAGUGGGAUCCCUGCCUGCCCACGCCUGGACUCGACACUGCUGGGGCCACAUCUCGCAGUAAGAGGAAGAGGAAAAGACAGUUCAGCCACCACUGCUAAAAAUGGGAAGCAGCAUCUAUCCAGCAACCUGGGAAGGGGAGCUCCGGGGGCGUCCCUGGCAGUGCUGCCGCCGGAUGGACACAGCCCUGUGCCAGUGAGGGGUCAGGGCAGCGUGGCUCGGGGGGCUGGGGGGGCAGCAUGUUCUUCCAGAGCCGCAGGACCCAGCUGCUGCUGGUCAACUCGCUGACCUUCGGGCUGGAGGUGUGCCUGGCUGCAGGGAUCACCUACGUGCCACCGCUGCUGCUCGAGGUGGGCGUGGAGGAGAAGUUCAUGACCAUGGUUUUGGGGAUAGGACCAGUCCUUGGCUUGGUUUUUGUCCCUCUGAUCGGAUCUGCCAGCGACCACUGGCACAGCAGCUACGGCCGGAGGAGACCUUUCAUCUGGAUGCUUUGCCUGGGAGUCCUGCUGAGCCUCUUCGUGAUCCCCCACGCCAGCAGCCUGGCCAGCCUCUUUGCCCUCAACCCUCGCCCCCUGGAGAUCGCCUUCCUCAUCCUGGGCAUCGGGCUGCUGGAUUUCUGCGGCCAGGUGUGCUUCACUCCCCUGGAGGCCCUGCUCUCCGACCUCUUCCAGGAGCCGGACAACUGCCGCCAGGCCUUCUCCAUGUACGCCUUCAUGAUCAGCCUGGGGGGCUGCAUCGGGUACCUGCUGCCAGCCAUCGACUGGGGGGGCAGCUUCCUGGCCCCCUACCUGGGAGGGCAGGAGACCUGCCUCUUCAGCCUCCUCGCCCUCAUCUUCCUCGGCUGCGUGCUGGCCACGCUCUUCGUGACGGAGGAGGCGGCCGCCCAGGGGGACGCUCUGGAUGGCCCGGCGCUGAAGGACACGUCCCCGAAGCCCUCCCCUGCCCGCUGCUCCUGCCAGCUGUCCCGGGGCUCCUGCCUGCUGCAGGCCAGGCGGGCGCUGCAGGCCCUGAGGAACCUGUGCUCGCUGGUGCCGCGGCUGCACGGCCUCUACUGCCGCAUCCCCCGCGUCAUCCGCCGCCUCUUCGUGGCCGAGCUCUGCAGCUGGAUGGCCCUCAUGACUUUCAUGCUGUUCUACACCGACUUUGUCGGGGAAGGGCUGUACCACGGCGUGCCCAGGGCCAAGCCGGGCACGGAUGCCAGGCGGCACUACGAUGAAGGUGUGCGGAUGGGCAGCUUGGGCCUCUUCCUGCAGUGCAUCACCUCCAUCUUCUUCUCGACAAUCAUGGACCGGCUGGUGAAGCAGUUUGGCACCCGGGCAGUGUACCUGGCCAGCGUGGUGUUCUUCCCCGGGGCCGCCUUCGUCAUGUGCCUCUCCCACAGCGUCACCGUCGUCACCAUCUCCGCGGCCCUCACGGGCUUCACCUUCUCCGCGCUCCAGAUCCUGCCCUACACCCUGGCAUCCCUCUACCACCACGACAAACAGGUGUUUUUGCAUAAAUACAAGAGCAAAGAGGAGGAAGACGCAGCUCUACUGGACAAGAAAUCAGCCUUCUCUAAAGGCCUCCUCUCCAGCCAGAAGCUGCCUUACCAGAACGGCCACACUGGGAGCCUCUUCUCCUCCUCCUCCUCCUCCCCUUCGUCCCCUCCUGCCGCCCCCAGCUCCGCUCUCUGCGUCAGCUCCUCCUGCGACGUCUCGCUCAUGAUGAUGGUGGGGGAGCCGGACCCGGCGGCCCCCGGCAGGGGGAUCUGCCUGGACCUGGCCAUCCUGGACAGCGCCUUCCUGCUCUCUCAGGUCGUGCCCUCCCUCUUCAUGGGCUCCAUCGUGCAGUUCACGCAGUCGGUCACCGCCUACAUGGUGUCGGCCGCCGGCUUCGGCCUGGUCGCCAUUUACUUCGCCACCAAAGUCGUCUUUGACAAGAGCGACAUGGCCAAGUACUCCGUGUGACGUGGGGGGCACGUGGGGGGCCCUGCACGUGGUGAGAUGAGGGGGGUGUGUGUGUGUGUGCCCACAGGGCCACUCGUGGGGAGCCUCGUGUGGCACCCGCCGUCCCCGAGCUGUCGCUGCGGCCCCGGGGGUGGUUCUGGGGCCGGGGGCAGGACGGGGCUAAUCUCAGGUGUAAAUAUGAGCCAUCAGGGCAUUGUGCUUGGGGCCAGCAGUGCUUUCCAGAGGUGCCUUUAGCAAAAGGGAGCACGGCACAGGCAGCACCAAAGGGGUUGUGGCAGGGAGAGGGAGGAACUGGACUUUCCCUCUAAUAACAGGUCGUGUCUGUGAGCAGGAGCAGCAGCUGGGUCCAAGGAGGGGAUAAAUCAUUGCCCCUCCUGUUCUCAGCUCACAGCUGUAUCCUUCUCCCCCUGCCUGUGGUAGUUUUACCCAACUUCUUGAGCAAUACUUGGGCAAAUGGGACAGUGGGAGGAGAUUUCCUUGGGGAAAAAAAAAAAAAAACAGAUAGGUGGUGAAAGUUUGGCCACGGAGCCAAGGGGGUGCACUCAGGUGCACAAACACUUCUGUCCUUCCCCACCUCGGCUCUGGCUGGGAGAAACCAUCCAGGAGAAAAGUCACUACAUCUUGUUUUGGAAAAACAAGUAACGUUCCACUAGGACCAGUUCCAAAAGGUGACUUACCUUUUACCUAUGUACCAGGUUGCAUCAGAUACAAAAGACUUCUGAGCUUUUUUUUUUUUUUUAAUGAUUGUUUUUAGCUUUCUUCACACAGUUCUCAGCAACUCUGACCUCUCACCCCUCCCCUCAGUGCCUGGACCUGCCUCCUGCUCUCUCCCCUAAAAGCUCCAGCCUGUUGUGCCUCUUCCACACCUGGCCCCUAAAAGAUGCUGCUGUACACAAGGGAAAUAUUCUCAGAGGGUUUUCAGUCCUGUGACAGCGAAGUAGAACAGGAAGAGCUCUCCUGCAAGGCUACCUGGGAACAGGUGUGCCAGGCCUGGGGAUGCUGAAGGAAUGAGGAGUUGAACUCAGGAUUGGUCUCUGCUGCAGUGGGUAUGUGGAGCUAUCACUGCCUGUGGCUGUUUGGGUUUUCCUAAAAAUUAUUUUAUUUCCAGACAGGACUCCAGAUUCUCCUGAGGCAGAGCAAAAACCCAGUUACCUGUCAGAGUAAGGCAAAGCACCUUGUGCUGGGACCAAAUCCUCCUGGGUUUUCCAGGCUGUUUGGCUCCCAGCUCUGAGGAAUCUCCCACUGGCAGCAGAGUGGCUGCAGCUGUGAGUCCUUCUGGCCAGUCCCAUUCCCCCAUCCGAGCGGAGCAGCUGGAAUAAUUCUGCUGAUGGCAGGUUUCUACCACUCAAGGACUACCCACACACCAAGCAGGAGGCGAGGUCCUGGCCCCCAGUCAGCGCUUGGGCUUUGGAACGAUCCAAACUCUGUGACAGUGCGGAGAGGGGAGGCUGAGCUGGUCCUGCCAGCGCACAAAAAGUCCUUGACUUCGGCUGGGCCAGACAAGCUGUUUGUGAGUAAUUUUCUGUGGAGGUGUGUGGGCAGCGAGAUGCACUUGUGAGGUUCGGCUGAAGGGCAAAAUGUUGCUAUUUUGGCAGAGUCUUGUCAGCCUGUUCCUUGGCACAGAGGGCUGGGUGACUCCCCUGCCGUCUGAGACGGGCCCUCAGAGGGGCUGCUCAGCUCUUUAAAAGCUUCUUUCCCGUCAGGGGUCACUGUUUUUGUGUUACUCCUUCUCAAAUUAUAUGCCUGCCAGCCUCCCUUUCCCACAACAAGGUUUGUGUGCUGAAAUGCAGCUGUUUUGGGGAUGGAUUUGGCAGUUGCUUAACCACUUACGGAAACAGUUUUGGGUCUGUACUUCCCACCCUGGGCUCCGGCCACUGCAGGCUGGAGCAGGAAAGGCUUUGGGGCAAAAUGUUGCUGCCAAAGCUGGGGUGUUUCUUGAAUGAACGAUUUUUCAAGCAGGUGUGCUGAAGAAUCCUUUAUUUUUAUUUUUUUCCUAGGUAAAAUGUGGGGAACCUUCACACGUGGAGGCUUUUGGGGUGGUCAAGUGCUUUUGAUAAUUGAGCCAUUUGUUUAAGUGCCUAAAGUGCUUGCACACCAAGCUUGAGGUGCAUGGGUUUGGUGAUAAGGGCCUUAAAUGCUUCAUUACAGACACCCAAGUGAUAAAGCAGAGGGUUAGAGGGGCAGACAGCUGGGUUUUAGACAAGAGAUCAGGGUGAGAGAGCAGGAGGAAGAGGGGGUGCAGGGAAAAUUGGAUGUUGUAGCUAUGGGAGGGACUGGUGUGGGGCACUGGCUGCAACUGGGCUGCCCUGUGGUGGGUGGGAGCCCCUCUUUGUGGCCUCACACUGUCCAUAAAACCCUUCAAACCCCUUCAUCCUUGCAAGUUGUGCCAGCACAACCCCAGCCACGUCCAAGAGCUGGCUGGGUAGGCUGAGCUCAGGUUUGAGCUGGGCUCUCCCAGCUGCCUUCCCAAAGCCCAGGGGAUGUUGCUGUCACCCCAACAGCCCUGUCCGCGUGCUGUGGGUACCAAAAGCCUUUUCUCCCUGGUUCAAGGAGGCAUUUUUCCCGAAAUUCCUUUAUUUAUAAGAUUGGCCUUUCUGGCUUCUGCCGGGAGCAGCUUCUCUGUGGGGAUCACACGUGGCCCACAAGAGAAGUUCUAGUGAAGGUAAGAACAUCCCUUUCCUGCUGUUACUGGUGUUGCCUGUGAGAACACAGGGUUCUCGUGCUGUGGGACCACAGGUUUGGGUACAAACUCCUUGGAGGUGGAGACGUGGAACUUUCCUCUCCCAGCUCGUGGGUGCACUGCUGUGUUCCUCUCACAGGCUAAUCCUGCCUCACCUUUUGUGCCAUGGGGGAUUUUGAGUGUGGACACGGGGAGGAGGGAGGGUGUUCCUGUGAGCCUGUUGUGAAUCUCUAGGUUAGGGAAGGAUGGAUGGAUGGAUGGAUGCUGGUUUUCCUGUUGAGAUCAUCCCCUGUCCGUGAGACGUCCGUGUUUUAUUUAUUCGGUAGAGUAAAUAUUUUGUAUACGACGCGAGAGGAAGGCUUUUAUUAUAAAUUUCUAUGAGAAAAGGAGGAAAUAAAAAGGCGUUUAAAGGGGCCGAUGGUGUGUUUGU
Messenger RNA from Lepidothrix coronata (blue-crowned manakin), 6854 nucleotides. RefSeq names its product solute carrier family 45 member 3 (gene SLC45A3). Gene Ontology annotation, biological process: transmembrane transport. Gene Ontology annotation, molecular function: sucrose:proton symporter activity. NCBI's taxonomy places the organism in Eukaryota, Metazoa, Chordata, Aves, Passeriformes, Pipridae. Gene Ontology annotation, cellular component: membrane. The transcript is spliced from 5 exons. Bases 2038 to 3744 code for a protein of 568 amino acids. The record is from RefSeq and is a predicted model, not a curated record.